AUGAAGUUCGUCACCAGCACCAUCAUCGUCUCGGCCUUGGCCAGCCUUGCAGCCGCCGUGCCCCAACGAGGCGGAGGCCCUCGUCCCGGCCGCCCAACACCACCAACAGGUACCCCCGGCACCCCCGACACCUGCCUGACCAGCACCACUGCCAGCGACAUGGUCAACGGCUUCGCCUCGCUCUUGACUGCCUUUGACGUCAACGUCGCCAACUCCCUCCUUGCCUCCGACUUCACCGACACCUCGGACUCGAUCAAUUUCCUGGCCGGCAUUCCACUCGGCUCGACCACGUUCCCCUCCAAGGAGGCCUUCAUCGCAGGCCAGGGAACUCAGCCCCCCAUCGGCUUCACCGUCCUGAACAUCGACGCCGUCACCUGUGACACCAUCGCCUUCCGAUGGGCCGCUACCCUCGGUCCCCAGACCCCCAUCAAGGGCAUCAACAUCCUCAAUGUUUCCAACCUCAACGGCACCUCCACCGGAUGGCAAAUCAAGUCCGUCUUCUCCGAGUUUAACUCCGGCACCUGGAGCCAGCAGGUCGGCGGCCAGUGCGCAUAA
This is a messenger RNA of Exophiala aquamarina CBS 119918, 555 nucleotides long. RefSeq lists its product as uncharacterized. Lineage: Eukaryota; Fungi; Ascomycota; Eurotiomycetes; Chaetothyriales; Herpotrichiellaceae. Bases 1 to 555 code for a protein of 184 amino acids. The transcript has a single exon. The record is from RefSeq and is a predicted model, not a curated record.